GGAAAAAAAGUGGAAAAAAAAGAGGAAUAAUAAGAGCAAAAAAGGAGGAAACAAAAACGGGGAAAAAAACGGGGAAAAAACGGGAAAAAAACGGGUAAAAAAGGGAUGCAAAGGGAAACAUCCAGCAAAGCGAAGUAACAGCAACGUAAAGGGAAAAGAAAACGGCCUACGAGGUAACCAAACGAAUUUUUAAGUUAAUCAACGAAGGAGAGCGACGAAUAGAUUUGACGCAUGCCAUCACAAGGCACUCCAUUUUUGUAGCCAGUGUUCUUCAUUUGGCAAAGCCACCAACUUUUGUGCCUGACGUGAACGUGUGGGGAAGGUCAAAAAAACCAGUUGUUCUUUCCUGCGCGCGUUUUGUGGCUCUCCGGCUGGGGGGAAGGACGCCAGGAGAGGAAGCGACCACGUGUAGACGACGCGGUUAUGUUCAAAGGACUAACCGCUUGGGAACGACCUAACCACGCAGGACCCACCAGCGAGGAAAUAAAAUGAGCACAGAGGAGUAGCAUGAAUUCGAACAGAAAUAAGACGUUUCAUAAGAAACUGAAGAACAAAAGAGUCAUCAAGGAGUUUUCCUACGUUUCUUUUAAGAAGGAAAUUGCCAAGCUGUAUGAGAAGGAGAAGGACUUCUUUAAGCAGAUGCAUAAUGGGACUCUCUCGUCGGAAGAUGUGGUGAAGCGGCAGGUGAAGCGGCAGGAAGAAGGGCAGGAAAAGGGGCAGGAAAAGCGGAAGACAAAGGGGCAAUCAACGCAGCAGCUGGGAGACACACAAGACCUGUCAACGGAGCAGCGGGAGGGGGGGACCCCCUCGGAUUGCAUUGGGUUGGUGGUCAAGGCAAGGAAAGGACACGUGACACCCCGCUUGCGACGAAAGAGCGCCAAAAGAGAAGAGGCCACCAAGGGGAAGGACCCCAAAGGGGGUGUAACUGGCCGGGUGGACGCUCUGAGAGCGCCGUCCGUGGGGGAUAGAGACACGGAAAGUUUCCACUCGUGUUCUAUGGAGAAGCCCCCAGUGGAGAAAGCCAAGGUGGGGAAGGGGGAGCAAUCAAAGAAGCUGCAAAAUGUGCAGCCGCUGCAAAAGCUGCAAAAGCUGCAAAAUGUGCAACCGCUGGAACCGCUGCAAAAUAUGCAGGUGGGCCCGCCAGAGGAAAAGGAAGUGAUAAGGCAAGUGCUCCAAAUCAUUAUCACAAAAAAAAAAAUCACCGAAAUUGUGAAAAAUCACUUCGACGAAAACAAAAUAAAAUUUAUAAGCACACGAAUGAUCAAAUACAUUUUAAAAAAGGCAGAAAAAAACGUCGACUUUCAAAUGAUCAAAAUUCUUCUCGUUCAAAACGUAGACAAGAAGAAUAUAGAAGGUACAAUCAAUACCAAGGGGAAAAGGAAAUUAUUUAAAAAAUAUAUUUUUUCAAAACAAAAAGUGAGAGCUAUAGAAUAUGUGCUGCUUCACAUUGCUCAGAUGGAUGAGGAUCAUUUUGUUUUUCGGGAAUCUUAUGAAGAGUUAGACAUUUCGUCGGAUGAGUACCUGUUGUGUGUGGAGGCCGUGUGUGUUUAUCUCACGCAGAACGUACAGAAGGACAAGGCGAAUUACGCAAAAUAUUUGGCUAUACACAGGCACGUUAGGGAACUCUUGCGCGGGAACUCCAGUGCAUAUGAGAGCGCGAGUAGUAGGUCUGCACAGGGGAUCAUGGGCGUGGACUCGCAGGGAGAUGAGGACAGUCAGAGCGUCAAACAGAAGAAAAAGAAGAAGAAAAAGAAAAGCAAAAAUGCCAUCGAGGCAGAGGAGGAUAUGGCCCCCCUGCGCGCUGACGAGGGGGACAGCGACGCUGCUGAGGGGGGGGGACCCACAAAGAGCAGCAUGGACAGGAGCAGCACAGUUAAGAGCAGCACCGCUAAGAGUAGCAUAGAAAAGAGCAGCACCGCCAAGAGUAGUACCGCUAAGAGUAGCGUAGAAAAGAGCAGCACCGUGAAAGCCCCGCAUCUACCGGAGGCGCCCCGCGAAGGCUCCGAGCAGCUGCUCAAAAUGGUGAACGAAGAAAUGAAAAAAAGGGACCGCGAAAUUGACACUCUGAAGAGGUCACUAGAGCUGAUAGAAAAGGAUGUGAAGCUGCUGCUGAGGAGGAGCGACGUGCGGAUAGAUUCGGUGGGCGACUCGUUGGAGGCUUCCAGAAGGAGCCCCUCUUCGUUUUGCAGCGCGGAGAAGUCGGCCGAGAGGUUAGCAGCGAAGUUAGCGGCGAAGUCGGCCGCAAAACCAGCCGCGAAGUCUUCUGCCCACCCCCCUGCGGCCAUCCCCAUAUGCAAGGAAGAUGUAACGUCGUUCAGGCACAAGGCGUUCGUCCUGAUGAACCUGUUGAGCGAGCACCUCACCGAGAAGGAAGCCAAAACGGGCGAAAGUGCGAAGGGGCAAACGGAAGGGGAGCCACUAGCGCUGAAUUACCUGAACGGAGAAAUUGACAGGCUGAUAGGCAUCAUGACCAGGGGGGACAAGUCACGCGGCGAAAAGUUACGUGCCGAAAAACUACGUGGCGAGGAACCGCGUGGCGACCUACCGCGUUACAACCUACCACGUUACGACAUACCGCUUUUCGACGCGGGACAAAACGGCAGUGAGGGGUGGAGCCCCUCGGAGGGGGCCUCCAACUGCGAGGGAGAACGAAACAGAUUGGCGUCUCCCCAAGUGAAGGGAGUGAUCAAAAAGGGAAAGGCAGCCACGGUUGAGCAGUUCCAGGAGAAGUUCCCGGAGAAGCUCCCCGGGCAGAUCGCUGGGGAGGUACCAACUGCGGGGAGAACAGCAGUAGUUAGGGAAGCAGACCGAAUGGUGCCCACAACGGGGAAAACUACUUCUGCGAAAAAGGGCUCCCCCAAAGUGGGUCCCCCAAAAGUGAGCCCCCCCAAAGUGAGCUCCUCCAAAGUGAACCCCUCCAAAGUGGGGUCUCCCCCCGAGCUAAAGAAAAACGAUGAGACCCAGAUGCAGAGGAGGGUCUCCCCACAAAGCAGCCACACAGCUAGGUUGAAAGAAAGGCAAAAGAAAUCGUCCGUCUAUGCUUACGACAUAGGUACCACUCGGUGGAGCAGCCAUUACAACGUACUAGAACCGAAAAGGGAAAAGAAAAAAAACAGCAUCGUUGAAUAUGUUAAUAAUUUUAUGAGCAGUGUAGCGACUGAUAAGCUAAGUAAAGAAAUAUCAUCUGUGGAGAGUAGCAAGAGGGAAGACCUGGCCACAUCUCAAAACACCAGCUCAGAUGCAUCCGUCCUUGUGGUGAACACGUAUAGGAGGAGAAACUACUUCCAAGAGUACAUGAAUUACUGCAAUGAGGCUGACGAGGAUGAGGGAGAUGGGGAGCAGAGUGACCUCGUGCCGGUGAACAAGGCCCCCCAUGUGUACGCCCGGGACGGGAGAAGCGCCCACCAGUGGAAGCGCGAGAAUGAAGAGAAAGGAGAGAAGGAGGUGGCGAGCGAAAAUCGGUCCACGAACAACCACCUGGUGAAGAGCGAAAAUCGGUCCCAGAACAACCACCUGGUGAAGAGCGAAAAUCGGUCCACGAACAACGACCUGGUGAACCUGAGCGCGAAAGAGACCAACCGCGUGCUGAGCAUCGGCAAGGUCAACAGCAACAACACGACGACGACGACCAACCACAGCGUUGACAGGCGAGACGCCGCAGUUGCCGAAGACAGCGACGGGAAUCAGGAGGAAGAGAAGGGGAGGAAGAAACGGAAGGAGCAGAAGGGAAGCGCUCACGAGUUCGCACAGGCGCUAGCGCAGGGGAUAGUGGCAAUGGGGAGACGGGACGAAGGGGAGGACCCCGCGAAGGGAGGGAAGAGUGAGGAGGAGCAGCGGCAGGAGGAGGAGCAGCGGCAGGAGGAGGAGCAGCGGCAGGAGGAGGAGCAGCGGCAGGAGGAGGAGCAGCGGCAGGAGGAGGAGCAGCAGCAGAAGAAGGAGGAGGAGACGAAGGAGACGAAGCAGCAUCUGCAGGAGGAGCUCGCCCAGCUGAGCGACCACGCGACGGAGAGCGGAGACAGCGUUGUGUACAACUACAACCUGUACAACGCCAUCUACGACCUGAACGAGCAAUUUUCCAGCGUGGUGAAGAACAUGUAUUUGGAGAAAGACGCUGGGGGGACACUCGGAGGGACUCCGGAGAAUGAAAAAGUGAAGCCCAAGGGGAAGAAGGAAAAGGGGAAAAAAGGAGGUAACCUUCAGAAGGAAGUGGAGGAGUCGAGCGAAGUGGGUGACAGCGUAGAGGGUUGCGAAAAAAGGAAGCGGGAGGAGAAACUCAAGAGGGAGGAGAAGCUUAAGAGGGAGGAGAAGAUUAAGAAGAAGGCCAAACGGAAGGAAGAGAAACGGAGGAGGAAGGAACUGCUGCUGGAGGAAAAGAGGAGGGUGAAGGAAACGAAAAAGGAGGAGAAGAAAAAAAUGAAAGAAAUGAAAAAGGAGGAAAAGAGGAAAAUGAAGGAGGUGGAGAAGGGGAAGAAGAAGAAGUUGAAGGAGGUGGAGAAGGCGAAGGAGGAGAAGAAGGCGAAGGAGGAGAAGCAGGCGAAGGAGGUGGAGAAGGCCAAGGAGUCGGAGAAGAGGGCGAAGAAGGCCAAGGAGGUCAAGGAGGCGAAGAAGGCCAAGAAGGCGAGGAAGGCAAAACGGGCAGCGGCCAAAGCAGCCGCGAAGGCAGCAGCGGAGCGCGUGGAGGGGAACCUCACGGAGGACUCCUCCAGGAGGGGGGACAACCCCAGCGAAGACACCCAGGCGGACCCCCCCCCAAACAACGACUACAACUUCAUCGAUGCCACGUCCAGUGACAAGCAGAAGAGGAUGUCGGCCCAGGGGGGGAGGACCAUUUAUGAUGAAUACAUAACUCAGGAGAAGGCCAUUAGGGGCAUCAUCAAGAAGAAGUACAUACGGGGCAUCCUCACCGUCCGGAGGCACGACUACGGGUUCGUCAUGUGCAACGACCUGAAGGUCCACAUAAAGUCGAAGAAGGACAUGAACAGGGCGAUCGACGGGGACGCAGUGGUGAUCAAGUUGAAGAGGGAGAAGUGGGGAGAGGCCGGCGAGGUUGGAGAGGCCAAGCGGGGGAAAAAGCGCACCGAUAGGGAGCACGCGAAGGGGGGAGCCAAGUCAUGUACCCGGCCGGAAGAAGUGAAUGGAGAGAAGGCCGACGAACCGUCCGGAAAAGUAAUCUACAUCGAGGAGCACCACGGGUCGAACAUCCAGUACGUGUGCAUCUUCAGGGAGAAAAUGAAAAAGCAAAAGUUCAGCAUGGCCAUCCCGUUUAAAAAAAGCAUCCCAUUCAUUAAGGUAGAAAACAAACACAUAAUUGAAUUCAUGAAGAGCAGCAACGUCACAGACAUAACGAACCAGCUCGUCUAUAUAAAAAUUUUCCAGUGGAACACGAAUGAAUUGUUCCCAGAAGGGAGAAUUGUAGAGCUGCUGGGUCAAAAUGACCUGUUUCACAACAUGCAAAAUGCUAUUUUGCUCAACUACAAUUUAAAUUUUAAUUUGAGAGAACCUUUGGAAGAUAACUUUUUAAAAAAAUUGAAGAGCAAAGAGAUUUUAUACAGCGAUAUUGUGAAUGAGGAAAUAAAAAAGCGGAUUGACUUGAGCAAAAAAUGCAUCUUCACCAUCGAUCCGGAAACGGCCAGGGAUCUGGAUGAUGCCAUUAACAUCAGCAGAAUAAGCAAAAAAAAAAUCCUCAAGUGUAAUUUUUACAUUAAAGUCAUUCACAAUUUGAUGGUCCACAAUGGGGAAAUCGAAGAGUCCAUUUUGCAAAAAAAUCUCUCCUUUUUUGUUAAAGAGGACGAUGGUUUUUUCCAGACGUUGAAGGAGAAUAAAUACAUCAAGGAGAUGGAAGAUAUUAAGUACGAAAAUUUUGUUAAGGAUAAAAUGGAGGGGAAAAAGAAAAAAAAAAAAAAAAAAAAAUUUUACAUGGGGAAAGAGGUUGAGAAGUACCCAGGGGUGGGCAGCCAGAAGGGAAGGCCCAAAUCGGACUCCCUCCGGGCGCACCACAACUGUGGCGAGUUCGAAACAGACUCGGGGGUCCUCCUCUCCAGGAGGGGAUCUCACAAAUCUCACAGAUCCCACAUAUCGCACAGAGGUGUGAGGAAGGGCGAACGGAGAGACGGGGGCGGUCCCCUAGACAGCUGCGGGAACCCCUUCGAGGACUCCUCUGUGUGGGAUUCUGGCCGGGGUGGGGAAAACGAGGCGAGCGCGCGGGGGGGAAGCGAUGACGGAGGGGAGGGAAGCGGUGAGGGAGAGGAAGCAAACGGUGUGGGAGAGGAAGCAAACGGUGUGGGAGAGGAAGCAAACGGUGUGGGAGAGGAAGCAAACGGUGUGGGAGAGGAAGCAAACGGUGUGGGAGAGGAAGCAAACGGUGUGGGAGAGGAAGCAAACGGUGUGGGAGAGGAAGCAAAUGUUGAGGGAGAUGGCAACGCCUACGGCAACUACCGCCUCGGUGACCCUCGCCGUGAUGGCGCGACCCCCCCCGGCAAGCUGGCCAAGUACCAGCACAUCUUUAAAAAGUACCUGAACGAAGACAUAGGGAGGGACGUGCUGAGCAGCCACGACCUCUUCUGCGAAAAAUGCAAGAGGAACAUCACCCUGAAGGAAAUAAUAAAAGAAAUGACCGAAAAGAAGUGGAAGAGGUAUAACUUGUUCGAAGUGGGAGUGCACAUCACAGACGUGGCCUUUUUCAUUAAAGAGAAUUCCUCCCUGGAUAUCGAUGCGCGGAAUAGAGCCAUGACCAUUUACCUAACGCACACAUGCUUCCCCAUGAUUUCCAGAAUUUUAAGUGAGUCUCUGUGUAGCCUGGACCCGAUUAGCAGCCGCUUAUGUUUGUCAAUUUUUUUUUACAUGGACAGUGCAGGCAGAAUUGACCACAAUUCGUUCUUCAUCAAGGAGAGCAUAAUAAACAGCAAGGUGAGGUUUACCUAUGAGGAGGUGUAUUUGCUUGUGAAGACCUAUGGCAAAUUGAGAAAGGUGAUUAACCGUUUGAUGAAGGAGCAACGGAGUAGGAGCGGCUCGCGCGUUUUGGCAGUCCCCGCGGGGGGCAAGCGCCCGGAGGGAGGAGCGAUUGGAGAGCCGCUCAACCUUGAGGAGCACCUUGUGCCCAUCUCGCCCAUCUCUCCCAUCGCUCCCAUCGCAACUGAGAAGGAGCAAGCUGGCCAAAAGAGCAGCCUGUAUAGGAAGUUCCUCAACCUGCACUUCUACUCGAAAAAGAAGAAGAGCGCCAGCGGGGAGUGCGAAGGCGCCUCGUGCGAGAAGGCCGCCCAGGGGAGCGGCAGCAAGGGGAGCGGCAUCAACGGGGUCAACCACAUGGUUCCCACCGCCAGCAAUGACAUGCUUCCCACCGCCAGCAGUAAUGUGCUGCUUAACGGAAGCAAUAACGCGCUGCCCCCCGCGGCGAAGCAGCAAAUCCUGCAGCACGGAGAAGUGAAGAGGGGAGUGAAGGCCAUCCUCAAAAUCUUCCAAAGCCUAAACAACAGGAACUACAAGCUGUCCUACAGGAAGAUCUUCCACAUUGUGAAAAAUCUGUACUACAUGCAUAAGGUUACCAAGCGGGCAAGAGUCAUUCGGAAGAAUAAUGGCUCGCUCCUCUUCAACAACGAUAAGAUGAAUAUCAUCCUCUCCAGCACAUGUACCCCCAUCGCAAUUGUGAAGAAGAAAUUUACCUUUGCAAAUUACCUAGUGGAGGAACUCAUGCUAAGUGCCAACAAGCUGGUAGCCAUCCGCCAGUACUUUAGCAAAUAUAGGGACCUCUCCGUUUUUAGGUGCCAUAGUAUGGAUAAUAUAAUAGAGACAAGUGACAUCAUUGAGGUUUUAGAGAAGCAUGGGAUUUAUUUGCAAGUGUCCGAUUUGAGGCAUAUUUUAAAAUUUCUUGAUGAGGCUAGAAGUGUUAUUAAACAGAAGAGUAGAAAUAUCUCUGACAUUGUCUGUGCCUAUGCCAAGAAGAAAAUGAUGCGAGCAGAGUACCAUACCUUUAAGCAUAUUAAGGACAACCACAUGAGCACUUACCACUACGCGCUGUCGUUUCUGCUGUAUACUCACUUUACCUCUCCUAUUAGACGCUAUCCAGACAUUUUGGUUCACCGCGUUAUGAAGAAAAUCAUCAGCGAUGAGAAUAAGCUGAGUGCCCAGCUGAGCACCCGGCAGGAGAUCCUGGCCGCGCGGGACACCUCCGACGUGGGCAUCAUCGAGAAAAUUUGCGAAAACUGCAACAACUGCAAGACGAAGUCGAAGUGGGCCCAGAUAGACUGCGAAAUUGCCUUUUUCUGCUUGUACUUGCAGAAGCGGGACCAUCCGGGUUACAACAGGGGCAUCAUCAUGGACAUCUACAGGGAGAAGGCCUCCAUAUUCUUCAAGUCCUUCUCAUUUGAAAAUAGCCUCUACUACAGCGGUUACGAAAAGCACAUCAGCAAGAUGAAUAAGAGCCACCAGGAAUAUUUGAGCAACUACGUCAUACAAGCUAACAUGGCCAAGCAGGAGCUGACACUUCAUGUUUACAGUGCCAACAAGAGAAAGGUCAUCAUGAGGAGGGUGUACAAGCGCUUCGAUUACAUUCCCCUGUAUUUUUUCCCCCUGAACACGAUGCCGCCAUCGUAUUUCCUGGCCGUCGCCAUUGACAAGUGA
Plasmodium vivax (malaria parasite P. vivax) is the source of this 8616-nucleotide messenger RNA. RefSeq lists its product as hypothetical. Gene Ontology annotation, molecular function: RNA binding; 3'-5'-RNA exonuclease activity. The coding region runs from base 508 to 8616 and encodes 2702 amino acids. Gene Ontology annotation, cellular component: exosome (RNase complex); P-body. Lineage: Eukaryota; Apicomplexa; Aconoidasida; Haemosporida; Plasmodiidae. The record is from RefSeq and is a predicted model, not a curated record. Gene Ontology annotation, biological process: mRNA catabolic process. The transcript is spliced from 9 exons.